UGUAUAUACUAGAAAUGGCCUCAGCUGCAGUAAUGAGUAACUAUCAAGAGGAGGAAAUUAUUCGCCCCGUUGCUGACUUCUCUCCAAGUCUUUGGGGUGAUCGGUUCCAUUCAUUCUCCCUUAGCUUGACAAUCAGGUAUUUAAGGAACUUCCUUUGUAAUGCUGUUGCGGAGAAGUACGCUCAAGAGAUUGAAACUUUGAAGGAACAAACAAGGAGUUUGUUGUCUGCUUCUUGUGGAAUAACAUUGACUGAGAAAUUGAAUCUGAUAGACAUUGUUGAGCGUCUUGGCAUAGCUUAUCAUUUUGAGAAACAAAUAGACGAUAUGUUGGACCAUAUUUUUAACAUUGAUCCUAACUUUGAGGCUCAUGAAUACAAUGAUUUAUGCACUCUAUCCCUUCGAUUUCGAAUCCUAAGACAACAUGGUUACAACAUCUCUCCAAAAAUUUUUAGCAGAUUCCAAGAUGCAAAGGGAAAAUUCAAGGAAUCUCUUAGCAACGACAUCAGGGGUCUAUUGAACUUAUACGAAGCUUCACAUGUAAGGACUCAUGGAGAAGAUAUUUUGGAAGAGGCACUUGCUUUCUCCACUUCUUAUCUAGAGUGUGCUGCUCCACAUUUGAAGUCACCACUGAGUAAACAAGUGACUCAUGCCAUUGAGCAAUCUCUUCAUAAGAGCAUUCCAAGAGUUGAAACACGCUACUUCAUCUCCAUCUACGAAGAGGAGGAAUGUAAGAAUGAUGUGUUGCUUCGAUUUGCAAAACUGGAUUUCAACUUACUUCAGAUGUUGCACAAACAAGAACUAAGCCAAGUAUCAAGGUGGUGGAAAGAUUUGGAUUUUGUGACAACACUUCCCUAUGCUAGGGAUAGAGCAGUUGAGUGCUACUUUUGGACUAUGGGAGUGUAUGCUGAACCUCAAUACUCUCAGGCUCGUGUCAUGCUUGCUAAGACUAUAGCAAUGAUCUCAAUCGUAGAUGACACAUUCGAUGCCUAUGGCAUUGUUAAAGAACUUGAGGUCUACACUGAUGCAAUACAGAGGUGGGAUAUUAACCAAAUUGAUCGGCUCCCUGAUUACAUGAAAAUCAGUUACAAAGCACUUCUAGAUCUCUACAACGAUUAUGAAACAGAGUUGUCAAAUGAUGGUAGAUCAGAUGUUGUUCACUAUGCAAAAGAAAGAAUGAAAGAAAUUGUGAGAAACUAUUUUGUGGAAGCAAAAUGGUUCAUUGAAGGAUAUAUGCCGCCAGUCUCUGAGUAUCUUAGCAAUGCAUUAGCUACUAGCACUUAUUACUUGCUUACGACAACAUCCUACUUGGGCAUGAAGUCUGCUAACAAGCAAGAUUUUGAAUGGUUGGCCAAGAACCCUAAAAUUCUUGAAGCCAAUGUGACCUUAUGCCGAGUCAUAGAUGACAUAGCCACCUAUGAAGUUGAGAAGGGUAGAGGUCAGAUUGCAACUGGAAUUGAAUGUUAUAUGAGGGAUUAUGGGGUAUCAACAGAAGUAGCAAUGGAAAAAUUUCAAGAAAUGGCUGAGACAGCAUGGAAGGAUGUAAAUGAAGGAAUCCUUCGACCAACUCCCGUGUCUACAAAGAUUCUCACACGCAUUCUCAAUCUUGCUCGCAUUAUUGAUGUCACUUAUAAGCAUAAUCAAGAUGGAUACACUCAUCCCGAAAAAGUAUUAAAACCUCAUAUUAUAGCCUUGUUGGUGGACUCCAUUGAAAUUUAAAUCAUCAAUUAUUGUGUACAUCUGGGAGCACUUGGUUCCCAACCCCUCAAAUUUGUAUUUGAUUGAUGUUUGAUGCCUUGUUGGUAACUCU
Molecule: messenger RNA, 1806 nt
Organism: Solanum tuberosum (potato)
Lineage: Eukaryota; Viridiplantae; Streptophyta; Magnoliopsida; Solanales; Solanaceae
Product: vetispiradiene synthase 3-like
Exons: 6
Coding region: 15-1715 (566 amino acids)
Biological process (GO): diterpenoid biosynthetic process
Molecular function (GO): magnesium ion binding; terpene synthase activity
Source: RefSeq, a predicted model, not a curated record